AUGUCGUUCUUCUCUCACCACCAUCUCCAGCAGCCAAACCCGCAGCAGGCGCCGCCGCCGCAUCAGCAGCAGCCGGUGCUUCCUUCCUUCAGGAACGCGCUACCGGUGCCUGUGGAUGGCCAGAUCCCAGCGCCCCUCACCUUCUUCAACCCGCCGCCUGCCUUCCCGGAGCAGCCCGCGCAGGCACCGCUGGUGGAUGCGAUGGGGCUGACGGCAGCUGCGGGGCUCGGGUGGAGGCAGCCGAGGGAGCAGGAACUGCUUGGGGAAAACUCCCAGAUGUCAUCCAUCGAUUUUCUGCAAACGGGCUCGGCAGUGUCGACGGGGCUGGCGCUGUCUCUGGAGGACCGGCGCCACGGCAGUGGCGGGGCUGGGAACUCCUCCGGCGAUUCACCGCUGCUCCUGCUGCCUAUGCUGGACGAUGACAUCUCACGCGAGGUCCAGCGGCUUGACGCUGAUAUGGACCGCUUCAUUAAAGCUCAGAGUGAACGGCUGAGGCAAUCUAUACUGGAGAAAGUUCAGGCAAAGCAAUUUGAGGCACUGGCCUCAGUUGAGGACAAGAUACUCAGAAAAAUACGGGAUAAAGAGGCAGAAGUGGAGACCAUCAACAAAAGGAACUCUGAACUAGAGGACCAGAUUAAGCAUUUGGGAGUGGAAGUUGGUGCUUGGCAGCAAAGGGCCAAGUACAACGAGAGCAUGAUCAAUGCACUCAAGUACAACUUGGAACAGGUAUGUGCUCAUCAGAGCAAGGAUUUCAAGGAAGGCUGCGGCGAUAGUGAGGUAGAUGACACGGCGUCCUGUCGCAAUGGUGGUGCUGUCAAUUUGCAACUGACGCCGAAGGAGAACAGACAACAGAAGGAUUUGACGGCUUGCAGGGUCUGUAAAUCAAGUGGGGCAUGCAUGCUCUUGCUGCCUUGUCGGCAUCUUUGUCUAUGCAAGGAGUGCGAGAGCAAGCUGAGCUUAUGCCCCCUGUGCCAGUCAUCCAAGAUACUUGGCAUGGAGAUAUAUUAUGCGUAG
This is a messenger RNA of Miscanthus lutarioriparius, 1014 nucleotides long. Lineage: Eukaryota; Viridiplantae; Streptophyta; Magnoliopsida; Poales; Poaceae. The record is from the annotation of a GenBank genome assembly.